GACUAAUUGUAGAAAACAAAACAAAAAAAAGAAGAGAUUUGUGCGCAAACUGGUAGGUGCAGCACACCUUGCGAUUGCUUGCCUAAGCUUGAUAUACAAUACGUGCGUACCUUUGAGGGCAGAGUAAGCGGGUAUGGCUUGGCAUAUUUUUAUUAACCGGCUAUAUAAUUGACUAACCGAGUGGAUUUCGAAUUCAUUAGCUCGCGCUCAAGCAAACCGUGCACAAGUGCAAUUUGAAUGAAAAUUAUUUAAAACUGAAAUAAAUUUUAAGAAUAUUGAAAAAUCUUUACCAAAAAAUAAUUAUUAAACAUUACAACAAUAUUUAAUAAACACUAAACAAUAUCACAAGGCUGAAUCUAGCAUAUUUUGCACAUAUACACAAUCAAAGAUAUUUACACUCGCAGCAAAACACUUUAUUAAGGGAAAAAAUAAAAAAUAAAAUAAUAAAAUCCCUCAUACGCCAUGGUGCACUGGAAUAAAUCCAAUAAUGGUAGUUUAGUUGUUGAUGCUCCCGAGGAUGCAUUGGCAUUAUACACUACGGAAGACGAAUAUGAAACAGUGUCCAAUGAUUUAGUAAAGCAGGAAAGUAGUGAUAGUGAAAGUGAGCCUGUUGGUGUUGAGGCAGCCGCUGCUGCAGAUGGUACAGCUGGUGCAGCCGGCGAAGCAGUCGCAGUGAAUAUCAUACCACCACCAAUGUCGGAUGCGCAUAAUGAGGCUGCGGCAAGAACGCAAAAGUCUGCUGAAAAGGCUAAAGAGCUGGAAGAAACUACACAAAUCAUUGAGGAAAUCAUUGAAGGCAUUUCGCUCAAUCAUCGACGCGGUACAAUUUUUCGGACCAUAUCGGCGAUUAUAAGCCAUCGCGAGCAGGAGCAACGUAACGCUGAAGAUGUACUCUUCGAUAUGUUCUACAAUGAGGAGACCGGUCUUAUAUCGAUGGGCAAAUUUUUGGCCGCUCUCAAGACGACCGGCAUCAGGCGCACCGAUCCACGCAUUCGCGAAUUGAUGGAGAACUUGAAGAAGGUGCAUAAAUUGUCGAAUUAUGAAACUGGUUCGUCGGCGGAGACGCAAAAUUUAAAUCGUGAAACUUUCAAGGCUGUCGUAGCACAAAACAUCGUACUGAUCGCUAAAGCUUUCCGGCAACAAUUCAUCAUACCCGACUUUGUAAGUUUCGUUAAGGAUGUCGAAGAUAUCUAUUGGAAGUGCAAGACAAAUGCGGAUGGUGCUGUAGCCAAUUAUAUACCACAGCUGGCGCGUUAUAGUUCGGAUUCCUGGGGUGUGAGCAUCUGUACGAUCGAUGGACAGCGUUACUCCAUAGGCGAUGUGGAUAUACCGUUUACUUUGCAGAGUUGCAGCAAACCGUUGACGUAUGCCAUCGCCUUGGAGAAGCUGGGACCUAAAGUGGUGCAUUCGUAUGUGGGUCAAGAGCCAAGUGGUCGUAAUUUCAACGAACUUGUGUUGGAUCAUAAUAACAAGCCACACAAUCCAAUGAUCAAUGCUGGUGCCAUAUUGACUUGCUCACUGCUGCAGGCGUUGAUCAAACCCGAUAUGACGGCCGCUGAGAAAUUCGAUUACACUUUGCAAUGGUUCAAGCGGUUGUCGGGUGGCGAGAAUAUCGGUUUCAAUAAUGCUGUAUUCCUGUCGGAACGCGAGGCGGCUGAUCGUAAUUAUGCUUUGGGCUUUUAUAUGCGCGAAAAUAAGUGUUAUCCAAAGCGUACGAAUCUCAAGGAGGUCAUGGACUUUUACUUCCAGUGCUGCUCCAUGGAGACCACAUGCGAAUCAAUGUCUGUGAUUGCCGCUACGCUGGCCAAUGGUGGCAUCUGCCCCACCACCGAAGAGAAAGUUUUACGUCCCGAAGUCGUACGCGAUGUACUCUCCAUAAUGCAUUCGUGCGGCACAUACGAUUAUUCCGGCCAAUUUGCCUUCAAAGUUGGCCUACCAGCCAAAUCCGGUGUCUCCGGUGGCAUGAUGCUGGUCAUACCAAAUGUGAUGGGCAUAUUCACAUGGUCACCACCACUCGAUAAGCUGGGCAAUAGUGUACGUGGCGUACAAUUUUGUGAAGAAUUAGUGAGCGCCUUCAAUUUCCAUCGCUAUGAUAAUCUAAAGCAUGCAUCGGAUAAGAAGGAUCCACGUAAACAUCGUUACGAGACUAAAGGACUGUCCAUUGUUAAUCUGCUAUUCUCAGCAGCGAGUGGUGAUGUAACCGCUUUGCGACGUCAUCGACUCUCCGGCAUGGAUAUUACCUUGGCUGACUAUGAUGGUCGAACGGCGUUGCAUUUAGCCGCUUCCGAAGGUCAUUUGGACUGUGUGAAAUUCCUAUUAGAGCACUGUCAAGUGCCACAUAAUCCAAAGGAUCGUUGGGGUAAUCUGCCAAUAGAUGAGGCGGAAAAUUUCGGCCAUCAUGCCAUUGUAGAUUACCUAAAGGAAUGGGCUGAGAAAGCUGAGGCGGCAGAGGCCACAACACCGGAGGCGGUUAUAAAGAAUACCGAGGCGGAUGAGGAAAUUCUUACUUCCAAUCAAAGCAUUAACUCUGACUACGAUCGCAGCGCCACUGCUAGUCCAAUACCUUCGGAUACAGGCAGCAGCAGCGGUGUUGAUGAUAACACCAAACCUGGUUUAUAAACACGAAACACUGGGAUGUGAUCAGCAUACACACAUAACCACAUACUAUAUAAAACGCACAUCAACCUACACAAACAUUCAUCACAUAUAUAUAUAUAUAUAUUUACAAAGCCAUCACAUCAUGACUUCAGGGAUAAGACUUGAGAAUGAUUCCUGGAGAAUCUCUGCUUACAUUUCACCAAAUACCAAACAUAAAAAUAA
This is a messenger RNA of Ceratitis capitata (Mediterranean fruit fly), 2820 nucleotides long. Its product is annotated as glutaminase kidney isoform, mitochondrial. The record is from RefSeq and is a predicted model, not a curated record. The transcript has 7 exons. NCBI's taxonomy places the organism in Eukaryota, Metazoa, Arthropoda, Insecta, Diptera, Tephritidae. Bases 463 to 2619 code for a protein of 718 amino acids. Gene Ontology annotation, biological process: L-glutamine catabolic process. Gene Ontology annotation, molecular function: glutaminase activity; protein binding.